AUGUUUGCACGGGGGAUGGGAUUCAUUGGAAAUCGGUUGCCCUUUUUUUGCAGUGCCUAUUUUCUCACUUCAUCGUUGACAGUUACCUUUCCCCCACUCUCUUACUCGAUAGGAAUCUCCGCCCAUCGCAAAAACUCUCUUCGUCAACCGCUUCUCAAAUUUGCUCCCGUGAUGCUCAAAACGGCAGCUUUGACUUUUGUGGUCCUUUUCGCUCUUGGUGACGCAACGAAUCAAGUGACUCGAGCUCGCGUUUACCUCUACAAAGCGGUCAAGGGCGGAAUCCCACAAACGAAUGUCGGAGUGAUUGAUUUCAUCCAAACUGGCAAUUCAUUAUCGCUAAAUGGAACGAUUAGCUCGUCGCUUGGCCUGGCACCCGGUCUUCAUGGGUUCCACAUUCACGAAAAGGGAGACCUUGGCAAUGGGUGCAUGGACACGGGCGCUCACUACAACCCGCACAUGAUGACCCAUGGAGCGCCGACUGACAGCAAUCGACAUGUUGGAGAUCUCGGCAAUAUCAAUGCUCCUGCGAAUGGUGAUCUCCAAGUUCGCGUCUCCGAUACACUGGCCUCGUUGAAUGGCCCAUUCUCGAUCAUCGGUCGCGGUGUUGUGGUUCACGAGAAACCGGAUGACUUGGGUCGUGGCGGCGCGGAUUUAUCGAAAACGACCGGCGACGCGGGUGCCCGACUCGCCUGUGGAGUCAUCGGUAUCGAAGCU
Messenger RNA from Mesorhabditis belari, 714 nucleotides. The record is from the annotation of a GenBank genome assembly. NCBI's taxonomy places the organism in Eukaryota, Metazoa, Nematoda, Chromadorea, Rhabditida, Rhabditidae.